Molecule: messenger RNA, 681 nt
Organism: Rhodamnia argentea
Lineage: Eukaryota; Viridiplantae; Streptophyta; Magnoliopsida; Myrtales; Myrtaceae
Product: vacuolar iron transporter homolog 4-like
Exons: 1
Coding region: 1-681 (226 amino acids)
Biological process (GO): intracellular manganese ion homeostasis
Cellular component (GO): membrane
Molecular function (GO): iron ion transmembrane transporter activity; manganese ion transmembrane transporter activity
Source: RefSeq, a predicted model, not a curated record
AUGGCAACAACACCAUCAACACAGCCACAAGACCACCAACAAUUAACUCCUCCUCCCCUCAAAGUUGACCUCGAGGGACAAACCGAACAAGCCCUCGAGAAAGAGAUUGAGGUCGUCGACUUCUCAAAGCGUGCUCAGUGGCUCCGCGCCGCCGUGCUGGGUGCAAAUGACGGCCUGCUCUCUACGGCAUCGCUUAUGAUGGGCGUCGGGGCCAUCCGCAAGGACAUCAAGACCAUGGCGAUAACCGGGGUGGCGGGGCUGAUUGCCGGGGCUUGCAGCAUGGCCAUCGGGGAGCUUGUAUCUGUGUACUCGCAAUACGACAUCGAGGUGGCCCGGAUCAAGCGAGAGGACCGGAACGGAGCCUUAGGAGUUGAAGAGAUGGAUGCAAGGAAUGAGAAGCUGCCGAGCCCAUGGAAGGCCGCGGGGGCAUCGGCACCGGCCUUUGCACUGGGGGCACUAGUGCCGCUCCUUGCGGCGAUUUUCAUAAAGGAGUACAAGGUGAGACUAGCGAUGGUGAUAAUGGCGGUGAGUGUAGCAUUGGUCGGGUUUGGCGGGCUAAGCGCUGUGCUAGGGAAUGUGCCGGUAGUGAAGUCGGCUUCUAGAGUGCUGCUUGGAGGGUGGUUGGCCAUGGGCGCCACCUUUGGUUUGACCAAGAUGAUUGGCUCUACUGGUCUAGAAUAA